CUGGGCAAGAUCGCUACUGGUCUCGGUGGAAAGGGACUUGGAAAGAGUACCGCUAAGCGUCACCGGCAUCACCAAAGGAAGCAUCCGNNUCGCCUGGCUCGUCGCGGUGGUGUCAAGCGCAUCUCGGCUACCAUCUAUGAAGAGGUCCGCUCUGCCCUGAAGAGCAGACUGCACAUGAGUACUGCCCGUAAGACCAUCACUGUACCUGAUGUUGUCUUUGUUCUGAACAGACACGGAACUCCCAUCUAUGGGUUUAAUGCUCCUUUCCGCACCCGUACC
Messenger RNA from Aureobasidium uvarum, 279 nucleotides. NCBI's taxonomy places the organism in Eukaryota, Fungi, Ascomycota, Dothideomycetes, Dothideales, Saccotheciaceae. The record is from the annotation of a GenBank genome assembly.